Babesia sp. Xinjiang is the source of this 966-nucleotide messenger RNA. RefSeq lists its product as uncharacterized. The record is from RefSeq and is a predicted model, not a curated record. Bases 1 to 966 code for a protein of 321 amino acids. NCBI's taxonomy places the organism in Eukaryota, Apicomplexa, Aconoidasida, Piroplasmida, Babesiidae. The transcript has 2 exons.
AUGGUUGAAAAGGAGGUUGCAAUAGCGCGCCUGCAAAGCACGCUCCUGCGUCUAUCAAAAGACGACCUUAUCAAGCUACUGAAGAGCACGUACCAGGCUAUGCGUAUUAAACAUGGCAUACCCUUUGAGCGUGCAGAAUCAAGGUCGUCAAGUUCUCCAGCUCAGCGUGAAUUACGCGGGAAAGGUGCAAAGACACCGGCUGUAGCACGUGGUAAGCGCAAACACACUACUGUACGAAGAAAACAAUCGGACUCUGCAUCUGAUACUGGAAGCUUCCGCAAAGUGGAACAACCAACAUUCCGUCAGGUUGAUCGAUUAACAGAUGAUUUUGAUGACCUCCAUUUAUCAAGUAUGUCUUAUGACUCCGACGAGGUCAAUGUAUCGGAUCCUGCUGCUGAUGAGCAACCUUCAGAUAUUUCACCGACACGUCUUGUUGCUGGGAAUUCUGAAAACAAACCAGAUAACACUAUUAGUGACCACGAGUACGCUAUUCAGACACUAAAGGAUGACGUCAGGCAAUUAGUACCUCCACUCGACUUUUCAGGUAUAGGACCCAGUGCUAAGGAGGCAUAUAAGCUGAAAGAUUUCCUGCCAACACCGGAAGAAUGCCCAACUAAUUGUUACACUAACGUGAAGGAUAGUGAUGAGACAACAGCAAUGGCCGGUGCGGACAAUAGAGAUCAACAUUUUCUAGGGUCCGUAGCGGGUUACGGGUACCAAGGUAACGCUAGCUAUCCUAUGCCACAACCCUGUGCGGUCGUACCGGGUAACUACGCAAUGGCUCCACCUCCGGGCGUUUGGUUUCGGGGACCACCUAACACACAAUUUGUACGGGCGGGGCCUAGAAUGUACCCAGUACACCCUCUCAGGCCAGUUGGAAGUGGUAACCCCGCCUAUCGCGAUAUACACCAUUAUGGGAAUAUCCUUCCGGUUCAAGUCCGCAGCCACUCGGUGCAGCGUCUGUAA